This is a messenger RNA of Heterobilharzia americana, 1302 nucleotides long. NCBI's taxonomy places the organism in Eukaryota, Metazoa, Platyhelminthes, Trematoda, Strigeidida, Schistosomatidae. The record is from the annotation of a GenBank genome assembly.
AUGAACAGUAGCCUUGACAAGCCAGUUUCAGUUGUUCUGGGUGCCCAGUGGGGUGAUGAGGGAAAAGGAAAGUUAGUAGACCUUCUUAGUGAAUCUGCUACCGUGGUAUGCAGGUGUCAGGGUGGAAAUAAUGCAGGCCAUACUGUAGUUGCUGAAGGACAAGAAUAUUUCUUUCAUCUUUUGCCUAGUGGCAUUGUAAACUCAAAUGUUUUGGCGAUUGUUGGUAACGGCGUUGUUGUUAACCUACGAGGCCUUUUCCAGGAGAUUGAAGAGGCUAUCAGUAAAGGAUUAUUGGAUGUGACCUCGCGUUUACGGAUAUCUGAUAGAUGCCAUUUAGUAUUUGAUAUUCACCAAGAAGUUGACCGCAUGGAGGAGGAAUUGAGAGGUGCUAAUCUCAUCGGUACAACGAAGAAAGGCAUUGGUCCAGCGUACUCUUCGAAGAUCACGCGCAAUGGUUUGCGUAUGUGUGAUCUGAUGGGUGACUGGAAUCAAUUCACUGUCAAGUAUGAAGAACUCGUUGGUUAUGUUAAGAGACGUUAUCCGAAACUAGAGACGAAUGUCGAAGAGGCAUUAGAGCAACUCAAGACUUAUCGUGAAAAGUUGUCUGGAAUGGUGUGCGAUACUGUGCUAUUGGUUAACAAGCUUGUGGAGAACCAUGAAGCAAACGUUUUGGUAGAGGGCGCACAGUCAUGCAUGCUAGAUAUUGAUUUCGGAACAUAUCCACAUGUUACCUCGUCGAAUUGCAGUAUUGGCGGUGUAUGCACUGGUCUAGGAAUCGCCCCUUCCCGUAUUGGUCGUGUUUAUGGUGUUAUUAAAGCAUACACAACUCGUGUAGGUUCUGGUACUUUUCCUACGGAGUUAUUAGAUGGAGUUGGUGAAUCUAUCCAAAAGAAAGGUCAUGAAUGGGGUGUGACAACUAAACGCAUGCGCCGUAUCGGUUGGUUAGAUACAGUGGUCGUACGAUACGCACAUAUGAUUAACGAUUUUACUGCUUUGGCUUUAACUAAGCUUGAUAUUUUGGAUGAUUUAGAAGAGGUAAAGAUAGGUCGAGCAUAUAUUGAUCCUGAAACGGGACAAGAGUUGAGAGGAUUUCCAUCUGACUCUACAGUUCUUAGUCGUGUAGUUGUAAUCUAUGAAACUCUUCCUGGAUGGAAAACACCUACACAUGGUUGUCGUGUAUAUGAAGAACUACCAACAGCCGCUAAAUUAUUUGUUGAGACAGUUGAGAAAUUACUUAAUAUACCUAUACGUUGGAUUGGAACAGGUGCUUCUCGAGACUCCAUUAUCGUUCGAUCUGUUUAG